AUGUCCAAUUCUUUGUUCAUCACCUGCAAGAACAUAGAAACCUGUUCAGAGCCCCAUCACUCAGGGCAACACCUCCAUGGUUCCUGGACUGGAGAAAUCAGACAAGAAAUCCUGAGUAGCCAGUGGGAUGAGGUGAGCGUGCUGGACGACCAGCGCCGCCUGACUAGGACCUUCGAGGCGUGCCACGUGGCAGGGGCCCCCACAGGCACUGGGCAGGACAACUGGCUGCAGACGCACUUUGUGGAGCUGCGAGGGGCCCAGAGGGUACACAUCAGACUACACUUCUCCGUGAGAGCCUGCAACAGCCUGGGUGUGAGCGGGGGCACCUGCAGGGAGACCUUCACCCUCUACUACCGCCAGGCUGAGGAGCCCGAUGCCCCUGACAGCAGCCCUGCCUGGCACCUCAGGCAGUGGACCAAGGUGGACACCAUUGCAGCAGACGAGAGCUUCCCUGCCUCCUCCUCCUCCUCCACAUGGGCCGUGGGCCUCCACAGGACUGGGCAGAGGGUCGGGCUGCAGCUGAACGUCAAGGAGCGCAGCUUUGGCCCUCUCACUCAGCGCGGCUUCUACGUGGCCUUCCAGGACACAGGGGCUUGCCUGGCCCUGGUGGCUGUGAAGCUCUUCUCCUACAGCUGCGCCCCCAUGCUGCGGGCCUUUGCCUCCUUUCCUGAGACACAGGCCAGUGGGGCUAGGGGGGCUUCCCUGGUGGCAGCAGUGGGCACCUGUGUGGCUCACGCAGAGCUGGAGGAGGAUGGGGCAGGGAGCCAGGCAGGACAGCAUCCCUAGUCUGCACUGCAGUGAGAGGGUACCUCAGUGGUAGCUGCGGAAAGAAAUUGUAGAUUGGAGGCUGCUAGUGCCUCCUAUUCACCAUCUCUUCCACCAUGCUAUGAUACCCCUUCCCUAGCACCUCACACCCUCCCCUUCUCA
Molecule: messenger RNA, 927 nt
Organism: Fukomys damarensis (Damara mole-rat)
Lineage: Eukaryota; Metazoa; Chordata; Mammalia; Rodentia; Bathyergidae
Product: ephrin type-B receptor 6-like
Exons: 2
Coding region: 1-786 (261 amino acids)
Biological process (GO): central nervous system projection neuron axonogenesis; axon guidance
Cellular component (GO): neuron projection
Molecular function (GO): protein binding; transmembrane-ephrin receptor activity
Source: RefSeq, a predicted model, not a curated record